UUUGGGAUCAGAAAAGAAAUGGCUUUUGACACUUCAGAAGCUUUUAGGUAAGAAAGGUGUCCUCUUUAUUCAUCUCGCCAACAAAAGGUUGAUACUUUGGUAAAGGAACUAAUGAAGAAGCAGUAUCUGAAAUCUGGAUCUGGGACAAGGAAGGAAAAGGACAAGGCGAAGAGGUGGUUCUUGGAUAACGGAAGCAUCUUCUUAAGAGAACUUGUAGCUGAUUGUAACGGUAAAUCCAUUCCUAUUCGCAGUUUUUCUCCUGAGCAGAUAUUGAAAGCCACCAACAAUUUCGAUUCUAGCUGUUUUGUCUCGCAAGAUGUAUACUAUAAAUGGUAUAGAGGUGAAAUUGAAGAUAGAUCUUACAUGAUCAAGAGAUUCUCAGAGGAUGAGAUUACAGGAAAACGACAUAGAGUUAAAGAGGUUUACAACGACAUUGUCUUGUCUGCUCGGAUGAGUAAUCACAGUAACUUUCUUCAACUUUUAGGAUGUUGUCUCGAGUUUCCUUUUCCGGUUCUUGUGUUUGAAUUUGCAGAACAUGGAGCUAUGAAUCAGCGAGGAGGUGUUAUAGUUAAUGGUGAAGAAUCUUUAUUGCCGUGGAGUGUACGGUUGAAGAUUGGGAAAGAGAUUGCUAAUGCGGUGACUUAUCUUCACACGGCAUUCCCUAAGAUCAUCAUACAUAGAGAUGUUAAACCGAUGCAUGUUUUCUUGGACAAGAAUUGGACCGCAAAGUUGUCUGAUUUAUCCUUCUCAAUAUCUCUACCUGAGGGAAAAUCGAGAAUAGAAGCUGAAUGGGUUCUAGGAACAUUUGGGUACAUCGAUCCAUUAUAUCAUAAGACGUGUUUUGUGACUGAAUAUACAGAUGUCUACAGCUUUGGAAUCUGUUUGCUGGUUAUUAUUACUGGUAAACCGGCUAUCAUGACUAUUUCUGAUGGAGAUCUCCAAGGUAUUCUUAGCUUAGUGAGAGAGUUAUGUGAGAAUGGGAAGCUUGAUGAAGUGAUAGAUCCGAGGUUGAUGAAAGAUAUCACAAGUGGUCAAAGGUUGCAAGUGGAAGCAUGUGUGGUGCUGGCUUUGAGAUGCUGUAAGGAGAGAGAUGAAGACAGACCAAAGAUGAUCCAAGUAGCUAAAGAACUCAAGCAGAUUGAAGCAUCAUUGAAAAAUUCUAGCUAGAGAUCCGCAAGGAACUUUUUGGAUAUUGAGAUAUCUUCGCGGAGUAGGCAUCACAAGAACAUGACUGAAGAUAGGAGCAUCUUUGGUGCCCAAAAGAAGAGGUAUCAGUUGCUUGGACUAUAUAAAUCUAAGUAAACAAUUCUUGCAUUGUGUAGCAAGGAAACUCAGAUUCUUACAUACAACAUAUUUAAUAAAAGCUCGAUCAAAAACAAGAUACAGUGAUUGCAAUUUUCACUACUAAGCCUGUAUAAUAGAUAGACCUGUUUCAAGUCGCAUUAGAAAAGGUUGCAUGGUCAUAUAUGUUUCUCUAUCUUCUUAAGCUCUUUUGCAACGUCUAUCAUGCGAGGCACGUUCUCUCCUGGUCUGAAUCUUACACAUCUAAAAGCAAGCUCAAUGAACGCUUCCAUUUGCAGUCUUGAAUGCUUGGGAAUGUCAUCACUCGUGCUGUCCAAUAUCGACGGGUCUAUGAGUUCAGUCAACAAACCUCGCUCCAGAAACUUCCCAACAUAGACAGGCAAUACAGGAAGAUAAACAGCGACUUCUGAAUUGUAUUCAGACUUUCCUGUCAAAAUAAUUAGCAUGAUGAUCCCAAGACUAUAGAUGUCGACAUUCUCGGUGACCAAACCUGUAUUAAAGUAAUCAGGCUCGAUAUAGCUUGAUGUCCUGCAAACCAUGUCAUUUACGCCAGUUUCACCCUCUGGAAGCACUAUACUGAGGCUGAAAGAAGAGAGCUUAGCGGACCAAUUCUCGUCAAGGAAAAUAUUUGCAAGCUUUAAAUCCCUAUGGAUUAUAGUCCUGGGGAAUUCAGUAUGAAGAUACGCUACAGCAUCUGCAAUCUCCUUGGCGAUUCUCAACCUUACAUUCCAAGGGAAUGACCGGACGCCUUCUUUUCCACAUCUUAUACAGUUUAGAGCUCCAUGUUCUGGAUAUUCACACACGAGAACCGGACGAGGAAACUCUAGACAACACCCCAAGAGCUUGAGAACAUUCUUAUGGCUACUCAUCAAAGAUGAAACAGCAAUGUCACGGUAAAAGUUGUCAGCGUCGAAAACAGAACAGUCUUGGAAUUUCUUGAUCAGUACGGGUCUGUUUUCAAUCAUGCCUUUGUACCACACGAAUCUGUCUUCAGAGAUUACGUAGUUCCAGUCAAAGUGAUUUGUAGCUUGUAGGAUUUGGUCGGAAGAAAACGUACGGAUGGGAUUGUAUAUACCUCCUGAAGUUGCAAUGAGUUCUUCCAACAGUAAGCUCCCAUUCUUCUGGAGAUUGAUCUCCUCUUCUUUCUUCUGCUUCUUCUUCUUUCUGAACAGACGCAACAUCUCUAAACUCAGAAAAGAAUAUUGUCUUGUGAGUUGUGAAGAAAGGGACACAAGAAAGAAAGAGAGUCGGAGACGCAAGAACAAAUCAAGUCAACGAGGUCACUUCAAAAGUCAACAACUUCUCCUUUUUUUUGGUCUAAGUCAACAACUUAUGAAACAUAAUGUGAAUCAUAAGAUUUUUCACUUGAUGACAUUUUGUAAUGACUAAUUUACAAAUAUGUUGAAUAUUUUUUUAUAAUCA
Arabidopsis thaliana (thale cress) is the source of this 2724-nucleotide messenger RNA. RefSeq names its product Protein kinase superfamily protein. The transcript has a single exon. Gene Ontology annotation, molecular function: ATP binding. NCBI's taxonomy places the organism in Eukaryota, Viridiplantae, Streptophyta, Magnoliopsida, Brassicales, Brassicaceae. The record is from RefSeq and is marked reviewed. Gene Ontology annotation, biological process: defense response to bacterium; cell surface receptor signaling pathway. The coding region runs from base 112 to 1167 and encodes 351 amino acids.